Bombyx mori (domestic silkworm) is the source of this 10857-nucleotide messenger RNA. RefSeq names its product neurobeachin (gene rg). Gene Ontology annotation, molecular function: protein kinase binding. The transcript is spliced from 53 exons. Gene Ontology annotation, cellular component: cytosol; membrane. The coding region runs from base 151 to 9429 and encodes 3092 amino acids. The record is from RefSeq and is a predicted model, not a curated record. Gene Ontology annotation, biological process: intracellular protein localization. Lineage: Eukaryota; Metazoa; Arthropoda; Insecta; Lepidoptera; Bombycidae.
ACACAACAUGGCAGCAUUGCUACAUUUCAAGAUGGCAGAAUGCGACUUCGGUGUGUUAUCAUGUGAGCUGGAAAACUAAUGUUUUUCUGAAUUUUAUGAUCGUGAGUGGAUUAUAAUUUUGUGUAUCAGUGAAUUGUGACAAAUUUAAUCAUGGCGGACUUAAAAUCACCGCCUUUUAGUGACAUAAAAAGACCAGAAGAAGUGGUUCGCAUGACGACGAACGAUAGUCUGAAAUUUGCAGUUCUUAUCGGUUUGAUUGAAGUCGGACAGGUUACCAACAGGGAAGUGGUGAACACCGUCCUGCACUUGCUGGUGGGCGGCGAAUUCGACAUGGAGCUAAAUUUCGUGAUCCAAGACGCGCAGAACAUACAGCACAUGCUGGAACUCCUGGACCACUGCCCGCCCAGCUUGCAGGCCGAGAUAUGGUCGGUGUUUAUCGCGAUACUGCGGAAGAGCGUCCGCAACCUGCAGGCGUGCACUGACGUGGGACUCAUCCACCACGUGCUGCAGCGGCUACCGCGAGCGGAGACCGUCGUCGCCGAUCUCUUGAUAGAGAUGCUGGGGGUGUUGGCGAGCUACAGCGUCACAGUCAAGGAGCUCAAGCAACUAUUUAAUGCAAUGAAGGCUGUCAAUGGAAAAUGGCCGCGACACUCAGCCAAGCUGCUAAAUGUGCUCCGACAGAUGCCACACAGGAACGGACCCGACGUCUUCUUCAGUUUCCCGGGACGCAAAGGAUCCGCUGUAGUACUACCGCCGUUGGCGCGGUGGCCGUACGAGAACGGCUUCACGUUCACCACCUGGUUCAGACUGGACCCCAUCAACUCCGUCAACAUCGAAAGGGAAAAGCCUUAUUUGUACUGCUUCAAGACAAGUAAAGGCGUCGGCUACACAGCGCACUUCGUCGGUAACUGCCUCGUGCUUACAUCCAUGAAGAUCCGAGGCAAGGGAUUCCAGCACUGCGUGAAAUACGAAUUUCAACCGAGGAGAUGGUAUGCCAUAGCAGUCGUCUAUAUAUACAAUAGAUGGACGAAAAGCGAAAUCAAGUGUCUAGUGAACGGUCAGCUGGCAUCGAGCACUGAGAUGGCCUGGUUCGUCUCCACCAAUGAUCCAUUCGACAAGUGCUACAUCGGUGCUACAGCUGAAUUGGACGAGGAGAGGGUGUUCUGCGGACAGAUGGCAGCCAUAUACCUGUUCGGAGAAGCUCUAACUACUCACCAGAUAUGCGCCAUGCAUAGAUUAGGGCCCGGAUACAAGAGUCAGUUCCGUUUCGACAACGAAUGCAACAUCAGUUUACCGGAGAACCACAAAAGGGUGAGCGAGACGACCGCUCCCAUGCUUGAAAACGCUGACGCUCCACCUCCAGAUACUGAAUCCUCUCCCCCCCGAACCCCCGAACCCGUAUCCCUGGAGUCCGCUUCGCAAGAAGAUACUAGGAGAACAGAAACAGAAGGAGCAUGCGUAGUAUUUAAAGAAGACGCGACGCCCCGGGGACGCCGGCUGGCGGAUGAGGCGCGAGAAGUGGCUGCCGCGCAUGCCUCCCUGCUCGUAGAUAUCGAAGCAUGCAAGCGUGUGUUAUACGACGGUAAGCUGUCGUCUGCGAUAGUGUUCAUGUAUAAUCCGGUCGCGACGGAUGGCCAGCUGUGUCUCCAAUCAGCACCCAAGGGCAACGUUUCUUACUUCGUGCACACGCCCCACGCCCUAAUGUUACAGGAAGUGAAAGCAGUCGUGACGCAUUCGAUACACAGCGCUCUGAACUCGAUAGGGGGAGUGCAAGUCUUAUUUCCGCUGUUUUCUCAACUCGACCUACAGCACGACGCGCCGCCGAACGAUCCCAAACGAGAUCCCUUGCUAUGUUCGAAGCUGCUUGGGUUCGUUUGUUCCUUGGUGGAAUCCUGCAGCACGGUUCAGCAACACAUGCUGCAGUGUCGCGGGUUCCUCGUGAUCUCUCACAUGCUGCAGAGGUGCUCCAGAGACCACCUGACGCCUGAUACGCUCGCCUCCUUCCUGCAUUUAACGAAACAUCUUGUAACUUGCUGCUCUCCUAAUUCUGAUCUGCUAUUAAAACAGCUCCUGGACCACAUAUUGUUCAACCCCGCGCUGUGGAUCCACACUCCUGCUGCAGUACAGGCCAGGCUUUACUGCUACUUGGCGACGGAUUUCCUCGCUGACGCCCACAUAUACGGAAGCGUCAGAAGAGUGAGCACGGUCUUGCAGACUGUUCACACGCUGAAGUUCUACUACUGGGUCGUGAACCCGAGGGCCAAAAGUGGAAUCGCACCCAAAGGACUCGAUGGUCCUCGACCAGCUCACAAAGAUAUAUUAACAAUCCGAGCGUACAUUUUGUUGUUUUUGAAACAACUGAUCAUGAUCGGGAAUGGCGUCAAGGAGGACGAACUGCAAUCUAUACUCAACUAUCUAACUACCAUGCACGAGGAUGAAAACUUGCAUGAUGUUCUGCAGAUGUUGAUCUCAUUAAUGUCCGAGCACCCCAGCUCCAUGGUACCUGCUUUUGACGCGAAAGGCGGAAUAAGGACAAUAUUCAAGCUGUUGGCGUCAGAAAGUCAAUUAAUAAGGUUACAGGCGCUAAAACUUCUCGGUUUCUUUCUGAGCAGAAGCACGCACAAACGCAAAUACGACGUAAUGUCGCCACACAACCUGUACACGUUGCUGGCAACCAGACUGGGGGCGAGCGGCGAGGGACUGGCCCUGCCCGUCUACAACGCCCUGUACGAACUCCUCACGGAGCACGUCGGGCAGCAGAUACUGUACACCAGCCACCCGGAGCCGCAGCCACACUUCAGACUCGAAAAUCCUAUGAUCCUGAAGGUGGUGGCCACGCUGAUAAGGCAGUCGAAGCAAACGGAACAGCUGCUGGAAGUGAAGAAGCUGUUCUUGUCGGACAUGACCCUGCUGUGCAGCAACAACCGCGAGAACCGACGCACCGUGCUGCAGAUGUCCGUAUGGCAGGAAUGGCUCAUAGCGAUGGCUUAUAUCCACCCAAAGAACGCCGAGGAACAGAAAAUCUCUGACAUGGUCUACUCGCUGUUCCGGAUGCUUCUUCAUCACGCCAUCAAACAUGAAUACGGAGGCUGGAGAGUAUGGGUGGACACAUUAGCCAUUGUGCAUUCAAAGGUUUCGUACGAAGAAUUCAAGUUGCAAUUCGCACAAAUGUAUGAACAUUACGAGCAAAGACGAGCUGACAACAUCACAGACCCAGCCGAGAGACAACAACGACCCAUCUCCACUAUAUCCGGCUGGGACAGGCACGCCGACACCCAGCACACCCCACGCGUCAUCCCGGACACAGACGACAGCAUGGACAGCUCUCCCGCGUCCAUCAGGAAGCAGAAUGUGCUCAAUCACGGCGCGCAGACCGAAAUCGGAAAAGGGCUCUCGUUGCGAGAAGUCGAAUCGUGCAAUUGUACCACAGUUAAAGCAGAAAGUGAUAAAAGUGAGGAAGAAUCCGAUCGGACUACACAAGUCGUUUAUAGUGAAGUGUGUAAAGUGCAUAGUCCCGUUAAAACUGUUGAAGCCGCAGUGCCCUCCGCCGAUGGCUGUGAUGCUGUGAUCCGCGACUCUGAAGUCGAACACGCAAUCGAUGAAGCCGAGUCUGAGAAUGAACAGACAAUCUUCAACCCUGCUAUACAGUCCAGUAACGAAUUAGUAGAAUCUAUUAUAAGUGAAGAUACUAUUUUGGGCACUGAAUCUGGAUUAGGGACGUUAGAGAAACCCGAAAAACUCAACCGACAAGGAAGUUUAGAUUAUAUUCCAGUCAGAGAUGUAGGCGACACCGUAUCUAAAGAUGACAACACAGAUAAGAGUGAGGGAAUACCGUCAAGUUUAUCUGUGAGUGAAACAGCUAGUCCCGAGAGAGUAGCGGACUUAAAUAUCGUUACUGAGAGAGAAUCUGAGCUUUCAGAUCCAUCCGAACUAUACUUAACCCCUAGCGAAGCCACCAGCCCAAAGGAAGUUGAGGAAAAAGUUGAAGUUUUAGAUGAACCAACAGACGGUAUCGACGAUCCGAGGCACGUCGCUGUAAACAUUGUCAAUGACGUACUCAGUGUGGCGCUGGAGACCGUUAGGCUGAAAGCUGACGACGACACCGACUCUGGUGCGAUAUCCGGCGGAUUGCAAUCCGAAGGUAACACGCCAAACGGUCGCGAUGACUUCGAUCAAGAAAUCGAAGAAAUCGUUAGCGAGAAACAAGCUGCUGAGUCUAUAGCUAAUGAAAUCGUUAUGGAUAUUGUAGAAUCUGCAUUGGCUAAGGGCGCUGAGAAUACUGAACCAUCCGAAGAGAAUAGCCCGCAAAGGGUGUUACCCUCGGAUCAUCCUCACGAAGGGAACGUUUUGCCACUAGACGGUGAAUUCUUGGUUAGUCCCAGAGAAGAGGAUGCUGAAAAACUUGAGGUUGAAGAAGAUUCUGAAAAGAUUCCUGAAGAAAAUAUGAACAUUGAAAUUGAAAAUGCCGAUACUGAAGAACCAGAGCAACAGAAAACGACGGAAAUUCCACCAAUCUCGACUAUCAGUGAAAACAUAUCUUUAGCGAACAAGAAAGAACAAGAAACCGAUGAAGAUAGAGGUAGAGAGGGUGAGAGAGAAAAAAGACGGGUCAGUUUACCCGAAGACAGCGAGAGUAAGCAGGAUAGUGCUAGAGGUGAGGGUGUGGCCUCGCACGGUACCAACACGUCAUCAUCACCCAAAAGGCCUCGAAGUGCGUCCACUAGUACACAAGUGGACUCUAAUCAUUUUGAAUCGAAACGUCCAUCGAAAUGCUCCAGACCUAUGUUCUCCCCGGGACCCACUCGCCCCCCGUUCCGCAUCCCCGAGUUCCGCUGGUCCUACAUCCACCAGAGGCUGCUGUCGGAUGUGUUAUUCUCAUUGGAAACUGAUAUUCAGGUUUGGCGAAGUCAUUCCACUAAAUCUGUCAUAGACUUCGUCAAUAGCAGCGAGAACGCCAUCUUUGUCGUGAAUACCGUACACCUGAUCAGUCAGUUGGCCGACAAUCUGAUCAUCGCUUGUGGAGGGCUCCUGCCGCUCCUAGCGUCGGCCACGUCACCCAAUAACGAGCUCGAUGUCAUCGAACCGACCCAGGGUAUGCCGGUGGAGGUGGCUGUGACCUUUCUACAGCGACUGGUCAGCAUGGCGGACGUUUUGAUAUUUGCAAGCGCCCUUAACUUUGCCGAGCUGGAGGCUGAGAAGAAUAUGUCCAGUGGCGGUAUCCUGAGGCAGUGUCUCCGACUUGUGUGCACGUGUGCGGUGCGCAAUUGCCUCGAGUGCAAGGAGCGCCAGCGGUACGCCGCCGCCAGGGCUGCACGUGCCGGAGACUCGCCCUCGCCGAAGAGCGUCGUGGCGAGUCUUGCGGACGCCUCCAGCCCCGUCAAAGAUCCGGAAAGGCUUCUGCAGGACAUGGACGUCAAUCGACUUCGAGCUGUUAUCUACAGGGAUGUUGAGGAGACGAAACAAGCGCAGUUCUUGUCGCUUGCCAUCGUUUAUUUCAUCUCGGUACUGAUGGUUUCGAAGUACCGCGACAUCUUGGAGCCGCCCGCCCACGCGCCUCCGGAAUGUUCCAGAAGACCGCACCACUCCCACGAGCAUCACGAACACAACGGGGAUGAUGUGGAAUACGCCAUGAUUGUUGUUGACGAGAACAAUUCUACAAUAAACGAAUUAGAUUCACCAUCGAUGAAGGAGUCGGAAGCCAAGGAAGAUGCUGUGGCAAAAAUAGAAACAACGGCCAUAGAAUUGAAGCCGCCGUCUCCGGAACAGCCCGAGCUGAGUAAGCCGGCUGAGACGCCCACCCCAGAAAAGGAAGAACCGCUUUUCAAGUCGAGCCUCCGAGUGAAACCGCAGCCCAAAAUAAAGAGCGUGGAUUCGAUCGAAGACGCCGGCUCGUUUCAUCUCAACUCUAAUGAGACUACUAACAAUGAUCCUGAGACCUCCAGCGAGAUCGCUCUAGAUGAUAACAAACACGCGGCCAGUAAUGACGAAUCUUGGACCGAUGUCAACUUGAAUGAAGAGGGUGAAAGGGGUCCGGCCACCAUUACUGGGAGAACGAGAGACCACGAAGGGAACAUUCAUGAAGAUAUCGACAAACAAAUUCAUAUGAGGAAUACAGAUUCACAUCACCACAUUCAACAACGACAGAACAGAAACCUUCAGGCUGCACAACGGCAUUUACAUCCGGACAAUGAGACCCUGGCUGGUCUAAAUGCAAUGAACGCUUCGAUGUCCGCCGACGGAGUGUCCCGGGAAGCCUCUCUGACCCACAAGCUUGAGACAGCCCUGGGCCCUGUCUGUCCGCUUUUGAGAGAGAUAAUGCUAGAUUUUGCUCCUUUCCUUUCUAAAACCCUGGUAGGAAGCCACGGACAGGAGCUCCUGAUGGAGGGUAAAGGUCUCCAAACAUUUAAAUCCAGCACUUCGGUAGUGGAACUCGUGAUGUUGCUCUGCUCGCAAGAGUGGCAGAACUCCCUCCAGAAGCACGCCGGCCUCGCCUUCAUCGAGCUCAUCAACGAGGGACGGUUACUGUCCCACGCCAUGAGGGACCACAUUGUCCGCGUUGCGAACGAAGCUGAGUUCAUCCUCAACAGAAUGAGAGCUGACGAUGUUUUGAAACACGCCGAUUUUGAGUGCCUUUGCGCCACGAGUAGCGCGGAGCGAGCUGACGAGGAGCGGACCUGUGAGCGGCUGAUCGCGGCGGCGAGGAGGAGAGACACCGCGGCCGCCGCCCGCCUGCUGGACAAGCUCCGCCACGCUGCAGCACACCAGGCCGGGACCGGCACGCAGUUCUGGAAGCUAGACUCGUGGGAGGACGAUGCCCGGCGCCGGAGGAGACUGGUGCCCGACCCACGCGGACACCGACACGACGACGCCGUGCUCGUGCGCCAACACGCGCAGCCGCCGCCCCACGACGCCAUCCUCCAGGCCACAGAGGAGCUGCACGCGCGGCUGGCGGCGGGCGGGGCGGGGCGCGGGGCUCAGCUGCCCACGCCGGCCGCCGCCGAGCUCCUCGACGACGCUGAGCUCCUGGUAGACGAUCGGGAAAUCGAUGCUGACCUUACUGGUCCAGUGAACAUCAGCACGAAGGCGAGGUUGCUGGCUCCCGGCCUAGUGGCGCCCGGGACAGUGUCGCUCACAUCCACGGAACUCUAUUUCGAGGUGGACGAAGAUGAUCCGGAGUAUAAGAAAAUCGAUCCUGAGGUACUGAAAUAUUGUGAGCAUCUACACGGGAAAUGGUACUUCAGCGAGAUACGAGCUAUUUUCUCGAGACGCUACCUUCUCCAGAAUGUCGCCGUCGAGCUGUUCCUCGCCAGCAGAACUUCAAUAUUCUUCGCAUUUCCCGACCAAGCGACAGUCAAGAAAGUAAUCAAAGCGCUACCCCGAGUUGGUGUCGGCAUCAAGUAUGGCAUCCCGCAGACCAGACGCGCGUCAAUGAUGUCUCCGCGGCAGCUGAUGCGCAACUCAAACAUGACGCAGAAGUGGCAGCGACGGGAGAUCUCCAACUUCGAGUACCUUAUGUUCCUGAAUACCAUUGCAGGUCGCACGUACAACGAUCUGAACCAGUACCCCGUGUUCCCGUGGAUCCUCACCAACUAUGAGAGCGAAGAACUCGACCUUAGCCAGCCUUCAAACUUCAGGGAUCUAUCAAAGCCCAUAGGUGCAUUGAACCCCAGCCGACGUGCGUACUUCGAAGAGAGAUAUAACACGUGGGAGCACGAGUCCACGCCUCCCUUCCACUACGGCACACACUACUCCACUGCUGCUUUCGUGCUCAACUGGCUCGUUCGAAUCGAGCCAAUGACGACAAUGUUCCUAGCGCUGCAGGGAGGUAAAUUCGAUCAUCCGAACAGACUGUUUUCCUCCAUUGCCAUGUCCUGGAAGAACUGCCAACGCGACACAUCCGAUGUUAAGGAACUGAUCCCAGAGCUGUUCUUCUUGCCUGAAAUGCUGAUAAACAGCUCCGGCUAUAAGCUGGGCAUCCCGGAGUCUCCGUCCGGCGACGUCAUUCUUCCACCAUGGGCUUCAUCCCCUGAAGAGUUCAUCCGCAUCAACCGCAUGGCCUUGGAGUCGGAGUUCGUCAGCUGCCAACUUCACCAGUGGAUCGAUCUCAUCUUUGGAUACAAACAGCGAGGGCCGGAAGCAGUACGGGCCACGAACGUGUUCUACUACCUCACGUACGAGGGCGGAGUCAGGCUCGACCAAAUCACGGAGCCCGUGACCAGGACCGCCGUGGAGGACCAGAUCCGCAGCUUCGGCCAGACCCCUGCGCAGCUACUGAGCGAGCCGCAUCCGCCGCGCGCGUCUGCGCUACACCUGGCGCCGCUGAUGUUCGCGGCGGCCCCCGACGACGUCUGUCUCCGCCUCAAGCUGCCCUCCAAUGCGGCCGUCGUGCACGUCUCCGCCAACACCUACCCGCAGCUGGCGAUGCCUGCUGCUGUCACGGUGAGCGCGGCGCGUGCCUUCGCGGCCCACCGCUGGGCGGCGGGGGGCUGCGCGCACUCCGCCCGCCACGCGCCCGACGCGCAUCCGCCCCCCCACCCCCACCCGCUACUCAUGGACCCAGUCUGGGCCGCUGGAGGAGCGCAGGCGCUGGCGCGGAGACAGCUCGGCGACAACUUCAGCCAGCGGGUCCGCGCGCGCUCAAACUGCUUCGUGACGACAGUCGACUCCAAGUUCCUCAUCGCGGCCGGCUUCUGGGAUAAUAGCUUUAGGGUCUUCUCAACUGAAACUGCUAAAAUAGUGCAAAUAAUAUUCGGUCACUACGGCGUGGUGACGUGCGUUUGCCGGUCCGAGUGCAACAUCACCUCGGACUGCUACAUCGCGUCCGGCUCCGAGGACUGCACCGUGCUGCUCUGGCAUUGGUCCGCCCGGCACGGCGGCAUCGUCGGCGAGGGCGACAGUCCGGCGCCGCGCGUGACGCUCACGGGACACGACGCGCCCGUCAACGGCGUGCUCGUCUCUGCAGAACUCGGACUCGUCAUCUCCUCCUCGCUCAACGGUCCGGUGCUGAUCCACACGACGUUCGGCGAGGUGCUGCGCUCACUGAGCAGCGGGGAGGCGUCGGGUCCGCAGCAGCUGGCACUGUCCCGGGAGGGCGUGCUGGUGGUCGCGUACGCCAAGGGACACCUCGCCGCCUACACCCUCAACGGACGGAGGCUCAGGCAUGAGACGCACAACGAUAACUUCCAGUGCGUGGUGCUGUCCCGGUGCGGCGAGUACGUGGUGUGCGGCGGCGCGGCCGGCGUGGUGGAGGUGUGGCGCGCCGCCACGCUGGCGCCGCUCUACGCCUUCCCGCCUGCCGGCGCGCCCGUCGCCUCACUCGCGCUCUCGCACGACCAGAAAUUCCUGCUAGCAGGUCUUGAAAACGGUUCCCUGGUUGUUUUCCACAUAGACUUCAACAGAUGGCAUCACGAGUACCAGCAAAGAUAUUGAGGCUUGAUAAACACUAGUUUCUAAACGAACUAGAUUUAAAAAGAAAUCAAUUAUAAAUUUAUAUAUAAUACAAAAAGCAAUGUUAGCGACAACAUAAUGUUAGGUUAGAUCGGUUAGUUCGCGUGACAAACAGUGUAUCGUUUUGAUAAUAUUGUGAGUGUUGUGACUAAUGUAAUGUGAAUCGACUAAAAUGUUAAACACUAUUUACAACAAGAUCAAAAAUAAUAUGGUAAAAAUUGGUCUUUCCUGAUAUAAUAAAAUUGAAAAACGCGAUUUUUUGUUGUUGUCCGUUAUAUUGACAUAAUAUUGUUUGAAAUUCAAACAUAGCAGCUACAAUUUGACACCAGAGAUAUGACUGAAUUUUUUAUUGUUAAUUAAAUGGCGUGGUACUUAACAUGGCAUCAUUUUAACAUUCCAUUUACAAUAUUAUCUUAUUUCAAAAAUCCAAACGUUAAGCUUUAACCGUUAUUAAUGUUAUUUAAAAUAAAGUUAUAUAAUUUUCAUAAUUGAAAUUCAUUGACAGCUAUAGAGUAGUACCUAAGUAGAUAUUUUAUGUAAUAUUUUAGUAGUGCCAUAGAAAAGCUGCUAUUUUUUUCAUUAAAUCCAGAGACAAUUUCGCUUAUUCGCUAUUUAUACUUGCAAUUAACUUAUGAUUAGAUCUCUUUUGAUUAUUUGACGUCCAAGUAUUAUAAUAGAAGUUUAAGGUGCAAUAUUUUCAAUGAUUUGUUUAUUUACAUAAUCUAAUCAAACUUGUCACAUUUCUUUUCUUUAACUUAUCCCCUCAUACUGGUAACAUAAAUCUUUAUUAUCAACUUGAAAUUUUAAAAUGUACUGGAAAUCACCAUGUGCUAGAAAAUAUUUCGGGGAAGAAAUGACAGAGACAAAAUAAGCACAUGUCUCUCUUGUUGUGCUUAUACUGCAUACAGCCCUGCCCAACUAAAGAUAUUCGUCGCUGUUCACUGUUGUUAUUAUACUUUUUUAUGUAAAUUCGAGUCCGACAUGGUCGGUCGCGUCGGCAAGCAAGGAAUUGUAAUUGAUAAUUUUAUAAGCAAUCACAUCUUUAUAGUCAAAUAGAAAAUAAGUGUAUAAUUAUUUUCUUCGCAAGCAUUCGCUAUGGAUAUUUGGGCCGUUCUAAUUAACUUCAAGCACUUCCAGCAUCUAUUUUUCACGCUUAACAUUAUUAAAUUUUAGGACGAUUUUAUCUAAAUACUAUUAAAAGAAGUUCAAAAUUUCUAUUGUGAAAUGUUAAAUAAACAAAUCAUUUUAUUUUAUUAUACAUGUAGAAGAUCUAGUAUUAUUUACUUGAAACAUUCCAAUUUUCCUUAUUUCCUCAAAAUAUGGUGGAGGGUAUGUAACUAAGUACUUAAUUUUAAUAUAUUAGUUGAAAUUGUUGUAAUUUUUUGGUUUUAUUAAAUGGUUAUAUUAUGA